Molecule: messenger RNA, 3988 nt
Organism: Ictalurus punctatus (channel catfish)
Lineage: Eukaryota; Metazoa; Chordata; Actinopteri; Siluriformes; Ictaluridae
Gene: plppr2a
Product: phospholipid phosphatase related 2a
Exons: 8
Coding region: 447-1433 (328 amino acids)
Biological process (GO): phospholipid dephosphorylation; signal transduction; phospholipid metabolic process
Molecular function (GO): phosphatidate phosphatase activity
Source: RefSeq, a predicted model, not a curated record
CUUUCACACACACACACAUGCACUAACACACAAAUUCCCCACCUCUCUGCAGCUGUGCUGGAGAGCUGCAGCAGAGCCCGUGGGUUCCCAGUUCAUCUGUCUCUGACUGAACAGCCUCAUUAGGGAAGGACAAGCGUGUAUGCUACAUAAAAGGGUGUAUGUCGCUACUGAGCAAGAGAAGAGUGUUUGUGCUUGAGCACCCAUCAUUCAGAGCCAGCCUGCGUGGGCAGAGCAGAGAAAGAGAGCAGCAAGGGAAAGAAAGAAGAAGAAAAAAGAGCAAGAGGAGAGCAAGGAAAGCUUGUGUGCCGGAGCUGGAAUCAGUCGUGAGACCCUCCUCCACCAUGGCUGCUGCAUAGGAAUCCAUCACCACGGCAGCCGUGUGCAUGAGGUGUGAAACGUAGGGAGAAAGCAGAAGGUAUACAGAGAAAGAGUAAAAGUGAUUCAAUAUGGCAGCCGAGGAAAAGCCUGGUGUUAAGAGCAGUACCUCCAUUGUGCCAUGCUUCCUGUUUGUGGAGCUGGUGAUCAUGGCAGGAACGGUCCUCCUGGCGUACUACUUCGAGUACACAGACACCUUCCCUGUGCAUGUCCAAGGUUUCUUCUGCUAUGACAAGACGUUUUCCAAGCCUUACCCAGGUCCGGAGGAGAACAGCAAAGUGCCACCUAUCCUCGUGUACUCGCUGGUUACUGCUAUCCCUACCAUAACGAUUUUGGCUGGAGAGUUGAUGGCAUUCUUCAUGAAGUCAGAGAGCACACGAGAGAAGACUAUUGUUACGGCAGAUUGCUGCUACUUCAGUCCUUUGCUGAGACGCAUUAUACGCUUCCUAGGUGUCUACUCCUUUGGCCUCUUCACUACCACUAUCUUUGCCAAUGCUGGACAGGUGGUCACAGGAAACCAGACACCUCACUUCUUGUCAGCAUGUAGGCCUAACUACACAGUUCUGGGCUGCCACUCCAAUCUUCAGUACAUCACAGAGCGUCGAGCUUGCACAGGGAACCCACUCAUAGUGACAUCUGCCCGUAAAUCCUUCCCCUCAAAGGAUGCAGCACUGAGUGUCUACUCUGCUGUCUACACCGUGAUGUACGUGACACUGGUGUUCAGGACGAAGGGAACACGUCUGACAAAACCGACAGUCAGUCUGACCUUGCUGUGUCUGGCCAUGCUGGUAGGAGUUGUGAGGGUGGCUGAGUACCGCAAUCACUGGGCUGAUGUCCUUGCUGGGUACUUCACUGGAGGAGCCAUCGCUGUUUUUUUGGUGACCUGCGUGAUCAACAACUUCCAGCAUGCGAAGCCAUCCCCUCCACCCAUGCGGCUCCGGCGUCCUGAAUCCGUGCUGGGCAUGCCCAUGGUGGCUCUGCCUUGUGUGGAGAGUCCACUCGAAAAGUUAAGUGGCACUCAGACUCCAAGGGGAUCUUCAUUCACUGAGAUCACAUGACCAUCAGCCCUAUCGGUUCCCCGCCACCCCCGAUGUCCUCAUACCGUCUCGCUCCAUUUCCAGCGAAGUCUAGACCAGCCUUCUGAGCACGCUCAGCAAUGCAUCGCAGCCCACCACACUGGACGUUACACCACCCUCUACCGCUCCUACUCUACGCAGGUCUAGACAUUUUCCUCCUUGCUUCACUUUUCAUCUCCAUGCCCCCUCCAUGCUGCCCUCAGAUCUCAAACACACUUCUCAAACAAACGAGAGGAGACUUUUUUUUUGCUUCAGAAAGCUCAGAUAUGGAGACUGAAUCAAACUCGUCCAGCAGUCUGAAAGUUUUAGGAUAAUUUCCAGGUACUGAGGCUUGACAUUGACAAGAUCUUUGAGUUUGUUACAGUUUGCUUGAGCAGUGCGUAGUAGCCUUUGGACCACCUAAUGACAUUUGGCCCUAAAUCCAUCCAACUUAUUCCCAGGGGAACCGAUAUGGAGUCCAUGUGCUGGACUCCUGAGAACAAAAGAAAAAAAAGACUAAAAGUACUGUGUCUGAUAGGCCUCUUUUUGUUUCAUUAUUGUGUGUUUUUAAAGAGGCAUGUUUAAGUAGUGUUUAUGUAUAGCAUUCGAUGUACAUAAUGUAUUUAAGGUUUGGAUUUCAAUAACCAUGCCGGCAAAUACAACUGAAAUCUGAAAAGGUUUCCCCUGUGUCAUUCUCAGUCACCAGUGUGUAUAUUGUGAAAAACUGAAUUUUGUUCAGGUGGACAGCACCUUUUUUGUUUUGUUAACCUAUUUAUAUUUUAAAAUCAAUUUGCAACAAUUUUUUAAGUCUGUGCUCAUGUUCUUUCUCUCAUCAGUAAUAGGCAGCUUAAAAGGGUACAUUCGACAUAAGGGAUGCAUUGAGAAUCCUCUGUCACAGUAACUGCACAAUGCUUGGUUCUUCUCCGAGGAUUUUAUUCCCACCAGUCCUGAGAGUGUGGCAGAUUUAGCUUGUUAACCGUGAUGACACCAUUCUGAUGCAAUGGCAUUUUCAUCGCCCUCGUUCCCGGGAAAAGCUUGUCUCAUACACAACAGUCCUCUGUCAGAGUCAACACCCGCCACAGGUUUUACAGAUCAAAGCCAAUACACGUCUGUUUCUCAAAAAGGAAAAAGAAAAGUAAAACAGGACCAACAAGGCAUUUGUGUCAGUUUAAUUUGCUGUAGUUAAAAUGCCUUGAGCUGUCACUCACAUUAUAAGAUGUGGGGAAUUUUUUUUAUUUAAUUACUUUCAUUGCUGUUUUAUACCACUGGCUUGUUUACUCUGAGUUGCCUUGGUCUGAAAAAAAGGUUGAUGUGGUUGACGGUUGAAUGGACAUUAUUGCAGCUGGUUAGCACAAUUUCCCAGCAUUCCUACAAUAAGAGGAUGUUCUGAUGACUUUGGUUUUAUUUAUUAUUGAGUUGGAGUCAUUUGUUGUUGUUUUUUUGAUAAAAAAAAAAAAAGUGUUAUGAACAGCACUAGUCUUCACUUAGAUUGACAGUUUUGCUGCUUUUAAUUUGCACAAUGCUUCAUGCAUCUGUAUUACUGUAUUUUCCUGAAAUACCUUUCCAAGAACUUUAUAUCUACUCUUUUUGGCUAUGUAAAUUUUGUUCACUGUGCUGUGUAAGGUAACAUAUCUGCUGGACCAACACUACCACCAUGCUUACAGACACAACCACACACACUUUGCACACUUUGUCAAACCUUUAUUCUAAUACUUAAUUAGACUGUCCUCCUUUCUUACAUAUAAUGAUUGUACAGUUUUGUAAAUAUAUGUUUUUGGUAAUAAUAAUAAUAAUAAUAAUAAUAAUAAUAAUAAUAAUAAUAAUAAUAAGAGAAAGAAGAAAUUGUGUGUUUACACUGGCACCUCUGUGCACCCAUAGUUGAUACUGUAGUAUUCUAGUUAACAUUCUAACAUUCUAGCUAUUCAUCAUCCGUAUUUUGGGAAAUAAAAACGGAACAGGCCAGUUUGGGGUGUUUGGACAGUGAAGCCAUUUCCAAAGCCUAUGUAUAUGGUAGCACCUGACCAAUAACCUGUGAAGUACAAUUAACAAGCUUAAAUAUCAUUAUGAGAGAAACGGGUAAGAUGAGCCAUUUUUACUCUUUCAUUUGUCAAAUUGAUAGAUUGUAACCUAGUGACAAUGCACAAUGCUUAAUGCACCUGUAUUACUGACUUCAGCAAUGAGCGUUUGUAGUUACCUAAAAUAAGUUUUCUGAAUACACAAUUCACUACUUUAUCCAGCUGAGAGGUAAGAUGAGCCAAUGAGUGGGUUGAAUCAUAGGUGUUGAAUCAUAACAAGGACACACAGUGUCACUGAUCUAGGUGGUUUUUUUUAUUUAUUUAUUUUUUUGCUCUUGGUGCUUUUAGCUCCACCAAACGGAGAAUUUUCUGUCUUCUUCAAAAACUUACUACAUACUAUACAGUACAUUCUAGGAUGCGCAAAGCAUUUUAUACAAAACUACAAAGGGCCUAACUUGCAUUGAAUCCAUAUUUUUUAUAUAGAAUAAAACACCAAUCUGUAACUUCAACUGCAUUUUUACCACAUAACAGUUAACAGCCAAG